GGCUGGGGUCCCAUGGACUGGGCACCUUCCAUGGUGCCCCCUCCCUUGGCAGAUGCCGCAGCCUGGUCUGGCCAGGGGCUCAUUUCACAGGGCAGCAGGUGCCCCGGUGAGACCUGCCAAGCUUGGCUCCGUGGCUGACAGGCGGUGCCAACUGGGGGCAGAGAGAAUGAUGACUCCCUGACACCACCUUCCUGAUCCACCCCUCAAACCAGCGCCCAACAGCCCCUGUGACAGGUGCCACGCUGCAGCCUCUGUCCAUUCCCCAGCCCUGCCCAUGCAGCGGCCAGUGCCCCCAGGGAGCGCCCGGCGUGCCGGGGCGGGCGGGAGGGAAAAUGAAAGCAGGUGAUGCGGAAGGAGAAGUAGGUCAGGCGAGCGCUGGCCUCGCCGGCGGGUGGCUGGGGCACGCCGCGCAGUGCUGCCAGGCUGUCCCUGCUGCUCCGGGCCCCAUGGGCAGCAGCUGGCAUUGUGGUGAGUAGGCCCAAGCUGGGGUGCAGCCCCCGCCCCCUCCCGGGCAGCGUGAUGGGCCUGCAGCAGGCCUAGGGCUGGUCUCAUGGGGGGUGAGGGUGCCCCAAUGCUGGGCAGCCUGCUGUAGGGCCCCAUGGGGUGUCCUCUGUCCCUGCUCUGCAGGGCUACCCCUAUCCCAGGGAAGGGGGGCCUAGGUUUGCUCGGCAGCCUGGGGGCAGGAGGAUGUUCUAGGCAGGUGGGGCAGGGCUUGGUGGUGGCCUCAGCCCCCGGGCUGUGGGGAUUAGAGCCACCCCCGCCAGGCAGGAUGAGCCGGUGCUGGGCAGCUGGCCGGGGGCGGGAGCUGGGCUAUUUUGGGGGUGUGUGGGGGCAGCUGGCCGGUGCUGUCCUCAGGUCAGGUGGACCCACCGCACCUGUGCCCUGCUCCAGCCAGGCCCUGAUGUCCUGUCCCUUCCCUCCCUGCACAGACAGGCCGGGGGCUGUCCUGCACCAUGCAUUGGGCUGGCUUCAUGCUGCAAGGACAUUCCCUUCCCUGAAGCCCCACUGCAGGGCCAAGCCGUCUUGGGGUCUGUUCCCAGCAGCACCAUGGGGGCAGCAGUAGGUCCUGGGUACUGCAUGCUCCUGGGCUGAGACCUGACUCAGCUUGCUGCAGCGUUUGAGGCCUGUGUGGCCCCCUCUGGCUGCCAGGCUGGGAGCGGGCACUGCCCAGGGGCUGGGCAGGCCCUGCCUGUUCCCACAGCAGGGGCGUGGGGCUGGCCGGCCUCCAGCCAGCUCCCAUGACUGUUUGCUCUUGGCUGGGAGGGGAGGCUGCUGCGUUGCGAGUGCUGGACGGGAGCGGGACAGGAUGGCGCAGGGAGCACUCCUGGGCCCCAGCCUGGCACUGGGGGGCAGGGCCAUGGAUGGAGCCAGAUCCUGCCACCUUGUGGGGCAGAUCCUGGGGCUGACUUAACACUCAGGGUCCUGGGCCAGGCAUGGGAUGGAUGCCCUGAACCCCAGGUAUGCCCCACACCCUGAGAUAAGAGGGUGAUCCUUGCCCUCAGGCCAGGCUGCCCCAGCCUCUGGACACCCCUGUAGGGCCUAGGGCCCAGCAGGGUGGGGGCGGUGAUAGGUACAAGCCCGUUGCUCCCUGCCGGCUCCUCUGGCUCUGGUUUCUGCUGUUCAGUGUUUCCUUCCUGUUCCCCCUGGGCCCUGUUUCUGCAACCCCUUCCUUCCUUCUGCCGCCCCUGCCCGCCCAGCCCGUGGCUCUGGCCCCGCACGCCCAGGCACGUGGGGGCAGGGAGGGGCCCAACUGCCCCAUGCAAUCCCCUGGUGGCUGGGAGGCCAAGGGGGCUGGGGGAGGGUAUCCCCCCCAGUAUCCCUCCCCCCAGGUUGCACAAGCUCAUGCCCUGUGUUCCUGAGCCCACAGCCCAGGUCAGUGGGUGCCCCUUUCUGGGGGUCAUCCCAGGCUGGGGGUCCCCCAACUGCUUGGUGAAUAAGGGGGGGUUAUGAUGAGCACUGGGGUGCUUAACAAGUAGCAUCAGAGUCCACUGUGUUCCUGGCACAGGUGGGCACGUGCCGGCUACCCCCAUAGCGCGGCCUCCCUGGAUGCCUGGGUUCCCCUGCCUUCUCUUGCAGGGCCUGCCAUGUGGGCCUCUAGGAAGUGUGGGGCGUGGCCCAGCAGCUCAGUGGGCACCACUGGCCCCGUGCCCAGGUGCCCCUGGGUGCUGCUCGGGGCUUGCUCAGGCUGCACAGGGGAGGUUGCGACACGCCGGGGUGGGGGGGACGCAGUGACUCACCCGCAGGGCCUGGCCAUCAGCAACCCCAGUGACUCAGGGCUGCGUGUAGCUCCUGGUGCCCGUGCCCCUCCCUGCCCGCCUCGCCCACCUUAUCUCCCGCCCUUAGCACCUGGCACGCCAGUCCGGGGGGCCGUGCCCUGCUGGAGCCGCUCCCCAGCUUUAUGGGGUGCAAAGGGCGGGUGGGCAGAUGGGGCAGGGCUGGCAGGCAGGCACCUCACCAUGGUGCCCCCUGGGGUGUUGCGUCCAUCCACUUGGCGCUGGCCCCUACUGUCCCAGACUGGCAGCUCAAUCUGGCUGGCUGGCUGGGCCUGGCACUCCUGCACUGGGCUGGCUCUUGGCACUGUCUGUCCUGGGGGUGAUGCAGCUGCUGCCACAGCUGCACCCAGGGUAGGGUGGGGGCAAGCAGGGGCCAAGCACCAUCCUGGGCACCCACUGGAAAGGCCUUGCUGGGCCCCACAGCACUGAGCAACCACAGCUCCAGAGACCCCAGGCUUUGGAGGAGGGUCCAGAUGGAGGCCUCUAGCCAGAGGCUGCUCCUAUGCUGGGCCCUGCGAUGCUGCGGCCUCCCUGCAGCAUGGGGCUCUGUGGACCAGGCUGUGGGGCUCAGGCAGUGGCCAAAGGAUGGAUGAGCCAAGAGCAGUGCCCGCACCCGUGCCCAGCAGCCUUGGCAGGUGCCAGGUGGGCAGCGUGCAGUUGUUGGGUGGGCAGCCCAGCCUUCCCAGGAACCAUCCACAGGAGGGUUCAGGCUGCAGCCUGUCCCACCCUGCCCAGGGUGGUUGGCAGUUCCCAGUGUGCCCCUGCCCCGGCUCUGCAUGGUUGUUCCUGCUCUUUGCCAUGGUCAGCUCUCGCACAACAGCAAACGUCCGGCUGGGGCAGCGCGGCAGGCAUACGGUCCGGCUCUCCUUGCCUGGGGCUGUGUGGUGAUUUGGGGGUUACAGCCAGUGCUUGGCUCCAUGAUGAGUCCCCAGACCCUUUCAGCGCCAGCAGCUUCCAGCUGUGCCGCUCUGCCCAGACAGCCCCUGGUGUGAUGGAGCCUGGCUGGCUCCCUGGAGCUGCCCUUGUGCCAGUGUGGGUGGCCAGGACAGGCGGAGAGCACGUGGUAGGUGGGAUCAGUGGUGCGGGGCCGGUAAUAGCUGUUUGGCUGGGGCCAUGCAGGGUGUAAUUAUGGGGGGAUUGCGAGAACUCAGAACAGUGCCCGGGGGUGGCACAGCUGGGCGGGGAGGUCGGAAUCGGGGGCCGGGCUGUGGCAGGUGUGGCCCCGUGGGGUUGGUGGAGCUCAUCCUGACCCCCCACAGGGCACCUGUCCUGUGUGCCGGGGGUGGGGGAUAGGCCUGGACUGGCCCCACAGGCCAAGAUUCCCACUGGAGCGGCCAGGACCUGGGCAGAGCAGGGGGGUGGUGUCCAGGCCUCUGGCAUGGCCAGUCCCAGAGCUUGUGGCUCUUCCUGGGGCUGGGGUCGAGGCCCGAGAGCUGGCCUGUCCCCAGGCAAGGGGCAGACAGUGGCCAUGGGCCUGCCUGCACGGGUGCAUGUGGGUGGGAAGUGUGGGACUGCAGCUGGGCAGGCUGGAGCAUGUGGCAGACCCAGCCCUCACAGGGACCCAGCCCCAGGCAGGACCCAGCAUGGCGCAGGCACCAGCUUGGCCAGGGCAACAUAGCCCCAUGGAUGGGGAGAAGCUGAGGGGGUGCAGGGGGUCCUAUGUCCAUGUCCACCAAACAGCAGUGGGUGCUGUUGGGUUUUGCCUGCUCCAGGCAACCUGGGCCUGCAGUAGUGCCCACGUCCUGCCAGUGGGGACCUGGUGUGAGCAUCCAUCUAGGCCUCGUUGCUGCAGGGGGGCACAUGGGGCAGGGGCUUCCCCAUGUUGGCUGGGGCUUCAUGCUGGGCUGCGGCAUGGUGGGAAUUUCCUCUGGUUUGGGGGCCGGGUGGCCACCCCCCGGUGCAGUUCCGGCCGCAGCGCCUGGCAGCCGAAGGGUUAAGCGUAUGCGUUCUGGGAAGUGGGGCUGGGAGGUGCGUGACCCGGGGUGUGGGCGUCAACGCUUUGAGGUGGGAUCGAGCUGAGGUGCAGCGGGGAGCGGGGCCAAGCGCACAAACCUGCUUCCCUCCUUCCUCCGCCCGCGCGGCCCCAGGAACGAGUCGCGCCGAGCCAGGCAGCCGGCAGCCACGCGGGACGGCACAACCCGGUAAGAACAAUGGCGGGCCCUGAGGACGACCUGAUCGGGAUCCCGUUCCCAGAGCACAGCAGCGAGCUGCUCUGCAGCCUGAACGAGCAGCGGCAGCUGGGGGUGCUGUGCGAUGUGACGCUGCGCAGCCACGGCCUGGAGUACCGCACACACCGUGCCGUGCUAGCUGCCUGCAGCCUCUACUUCAAGAAGCUGUUUGCGGGGCCAGGGCUGGGCCCGGGGCUGGGGCCAGGCCAGGACGUGUGCGAGCUGGACUUCGUGGGGCCUGAGGCUCUGGGUGCACUGCUGGAGUUCGCCUACACGGCCACACUGACGUUGAGCCGGGCCACUCUGGGAGAGGUGCUGCGUGCCGCCCGGCUGCUGGAGAUUCCCUGCGUCAUCGCCGCCUGCGUGGAGAUCCUACAGGGCAGUGGGCUGGAGGCGCCAGGACCAGAUGCCGGCGACUGGGAGCGUGCCCGCCGCUACCUGGAGGCUUUCGUGGCCUUGCCCGAUGGCGACGGGGAUACAGCUGAGCCCCUGCCCCCUCGGCCUGCCGCCCGGCGCAGCAAGAAGACACGCAAGUUCCUGCAGGCCCGGGGCUUGCGGCUCAACCACCGGGCCGAGGAGCCUGUGCUGGACACCGAGGGCUACGGCAGCUCCCCGCCUGCACCCCCACCACCCUCGCCCCCGCCUGCACCCCCGCCCCUGCCCGAGGGCCUGGCUGCCUAUGAGCCUGGGGAGGAGGAGGAUCUGCCGCCGGCCGCCUUCCCCUUCCCCUACCAGGCACCGCUGUCCCCAGAGGAGGCUGGCUCUGAUGAGGAACCCAUGGACCCCGAGCUCAUGGCCUACCUGAGCUCACUGCACCACGAGGCGCUGGCUCCUGGCCUAGACGGCCCUGACAAGCUGGUGCGCAAGCGCCGCUCGCAGAUGCCGCAGGAGUGCCCCGUCUGCCACAAGGUCAUCCACGGCGCAGGCAAGCUGCCCCGGCACAUGCGCACCCACACUGGCGAGAAGCCCUUCGCCUGCGAGGUCUGCGGAGUCCGCUUCACUCGGAACGACAAGCUAAAGAUCCACAUGCGCAAGCAUACGGGUGAGCGGCCGUACUCGUGCCCUCACUGCAGCGCCCGCUUCCUGCACAGCUACGACCUGAAGAACCACCUACACCUGCACACGGGUGCGCGGCCCUAUGAGUGCUACCUGUGCCACAAGGCCUUUGCCAAGGAUGACCACCUGCAGCGCCACCUCAAGGGGCAGAACUGCCUGGAGGUGCGGACGCGCCGGCGCCGCCGCGAUGACCCGCCCCCACCACCUGCUGGGCCCCAGGGCCUCGACCUCUCCAACGGGCGCCUUGAGGGGCUGCGCCUCUCGCUUGCUCGCCUCUGGGACCCUGGCCGAGCACCCCCUCCCCCCGACGACGACGAUGACGAGGAGGCCGAGGCUGAGGAGGGGCCGCAGCCGGACGGCGCCGUGCCCAUGGAGAUGGCAUAAAUGCACCGUGCCAGGGGCAUUUGGGAGCCGCCAUGGCACCAGGCUCCUCUCAGGCCUGGCCACACAGUGGGGCGGGGGCCUGGCUGCCGCAGCCCCCAACCAGGGCUUGGAGCUGGCAAGGUGAGACCUGGCGCGCUGGACCGGACCGCACAGCUGCACGAAGCAAUAAAGCCCCCAGGCACCUGGGGAGUGGGCGGCCUGCCCCUGCCCCGCUGGACGUGGGCGACCACAGGGGCAGGGUGCCAGGACUCCUGGGUUCCUGGGCAGGCGGCGGGAAGCCAUUCCCCACCAACGGCCUGGCUUGACGACGCGAGUUUCUGUUCCUGUUUUUCCCGUCGCUGUUUGUUCUGAAUUAUGCAAAGGGGGAAACUCCCCCUGGCGGAUUUGCACAAUGAAAGGCUGGCGGGGGCCGCACCCCGCCCGGGCCCCCCCGCGGCCCCGGGUGUUACGUGAGCUGCCGGGAGCCGGGGCGUGGCAGGGCGGGGGCAAUGCCAGCCCCGGGCGGCCCCUGGGCGCAGGGAUCCGGCUGUCCAUCUAUGUCCCCUCCCUGUUGCGCUGGGGGGGCACAGCCCCGCCCCCUGGCAGGGUGCCGCAGCCCUGGGGCGGCACAGGCUGUGCCGAACCUGUCUGCACCGGGCCACCCUUCCCUGCCGCUGGCAGGACUGGUUAACCCUGCGCGCGCCAGCCCCACACCCUGCCCGCCCCCCCGCCAGCCUUGGCGUGGCCCCUGGUGGCUUUCCCUGCACGCACACGGGCCCCUGGGGCUGGACCCCUGGGUGGGGCAGGCCCAACUCCUUCCCCCCAAUGGAGCAGCUCUGGGCUGGGGGCGCGGUGGGGGGUGCACUUAUCUCCAGUGGGGGACCCUCUUGCCCCUCAAACUGUGUGCAUGUCUGUCCUGCACAGGUGGGUUGGGGGGCAAAAUGGCCCCAGUGCCCUGUGCACUUCCCUCCUGCCUGUCUGUCCAUGUCUGUCUCACCCCGUCAUUGUAAAUAGCUUGUGGUGCUGCCCGGGGUUGUGGGGUCGUGCCCCCAUCUGCCCCCUGCCCUGGGGGCUCAUGGCCUCAUGGGACCUGCAGCUGCCAAGCACCCCGUGCCUUAAGCAAGAUGCCCCUUGCUGCCCUACCCACCCCCCCCAAGAGCAAGCAGCCCCCGGCGAGCAUGCUCGCCCUGCACUCCCGGCUGCUUUCUCCGGUUGCACUAUUUGGGGAGUCUGCCUGGGGGGCAUCCCCAGCUCCCGCUGGCCCCUUUGCACACGCGUCCGUUGGGGCAGGGGCAGCGGGAUGGACGGAUGUGGCCUGUUUAGCCUCAACUAAGAGUUUAUCUAUAUUUAAAGAGAUGAUGUAAUAUAUUCCCCCCCCCCCACUCCUAGUUCCCUCUCUCUGGUCAUCCCUGCCCUGGCUGCCGGCGCUUGCCCCGGGGGUGACCAGCGUGGGGCCCUUCCCAGCUUCAAAGUGCCUUAUGGUGAACUUGAACUCUCCGCUACUUGAACUCCUCUGUUGUACAGAUACCAAACCGGGGGCACUGGGUGGGGGGCACUGGCCCCUCCAGGCCUCCUGCUGCCUCCUCGCUUCUGGGUUGCUUUACCUGUUUGUUUGUUUGUUUUUUUUUAAUGAAGGCUGCUUGACAAUAAACGGAGAAGCAGGGACCCCGUG
Messenger RNA from Alligator mississippiensis (American alligator), 7532 nucleotides. It is a transcript of the gene ZBTB7B, whose product is annotated as zinc finger and BTB domain containing 7B. NCBI's taxonomy places the organism in Eukaryota, Metazoa, Chordata, Crocodylia, Alligatoridae. The record is from RefSeq and is a predicted model, not a curated record. Gene Ontology annotation, molecular function: DNA-binding transcription factor activity, RNA polymerase II-specific; RNA polymerase II cis-regulatory region sequence-specific DNA binding; protein binding. Gene Ontology annotation, biological process: regulation of transcription by RNA polymerase II; positive regulation of gene expression. The transcript is spliced from 3 exons. The coding region runs from base 4424 to 5881 and encodes 485 amino acids.